Felis catus (domestic cat) is the source of this 8657-nucleotide messenger RNA. It is a transcript of the gene KCNH5, whose product is annotated as potassium voltage-gated channel subfamily H member 5. The record is from RefSeq and is a predicted model, not a curated record. The coding region runs from base 409 to 3375 and encodes 988 amino acids. NCBI's taxonomy places the organism in Eukaryota, Metazoa, Chordata, Mammalia, Carnivora, Felidae. The transcript has 11 exons. Gene Ontology annotation, molecular function: voltage-gated potassium channel activity. Gene Ontology annotation, cellular component: membrane. Gene Ontology annotation, biological process: regulation of membrane potential; potassium ion transmembrane transport.
CAGCGGGAGAAAUGCUGAGUCCGCGCCCAGGCGACCGCCGCCGCGGCAGCAGCAGCCUCAGCAGCAGCUUCAGCAUCAGCACCGGCGGGACAGCGACAGCGGGGGCGGCGCAGGCGCACUGUGCCCCGCGGAGCCUGCAGUUCCCGAGCCCCGUGUGCGGCACCGCCACAGUCUGGGCAGCGGCGGCCGGGGGAGCGCUACUACCAUGAACUGCCUGGUCCUCCUCCCCAGAGCUGCUCAUCCAGGUCGGGCUGGAGACACAGUCAGGGGACCCUGUCGCCGCCGCCGCGCCCCCUCUUCUUUCGGCUCGAUCUUCUCCUCCACCUUUACCUCCUCUUCCUCCACCUUCUCUUCCUGCAUCCCCCCCUCCCCCGCCGCGGAUCCUGGCCGCUGCUCUCCAGACCCAGGAUGCCGGGGGGCAAGAGAGGGCUGGUGGCACCGCAGAACACAUUUUUGGAGAACAUCGUCAGGCGCUCCAGUGAAUCGAGUUUCUUACUGGGAAACGCCCAGAUUGUGGAUUGGCCAGUAGUUUAUAGUAAUGACGGUUUUUGCAAACUCUCUGGCUAUCAUCGAGCUGACGUCAUGCAGAAAAGCAGCACUUGCAGUUUUAUGUAUGGAGAAUUGACUGACAAGAAGACAAUUGAGAAAGUGAGGCAGACUUUUGACAACUACGAGUCAAAUUGCUUUGAAGUUCUUCUGUACAAGAAAAACAGAACCCCUGUUUGGUUUUAUAUGCAAAUUGCACCAAUAAGAAAUGAACAUGAAAAGGUGGUAUUGUUCCUAUGUACUUUCAAGGAUAUUACAUUGUUCAAACAGCCAAUAGAGGAUGAUUCAACAAAAGGUUGGACAAAAUUUGCCCGAUUGACACGGGCUUUGACAAAUAGCCGAAGUGUUUUGCAGCAGCUCACGCCAAUGAAUAAAACAGAGGUGGUCCACAAACAUUCAAGAUUAGCUGAAGUUCUUCAGCUGGGAUCAGAUAUCCUUCCUCAGUAUAAGCAAGAAGCGCCAAAGACGCCACCACACAUUAUUUUACACUAUUGUGCUUUUAAAACUACUUGGGAUUGGGUGAUUUUAAUUCUUACCUUCUACACCGCCAUUAUGGUUCCCUAUAAUGUUUCCUUCAAAACGAAGCAGAACAACAUAGCCUGGCUGGUGCUGGACAGUGUGGUGGACGUUAUAUUUUUGGUUGACAUUGUUUUAAAUUUUCACACGACUUUUGUGGGACCUGGUGGAGAGGUCAUUUCUGACCCCAAGCUGAUAAGGAUGAAUUAUCUGAAAACUUGGUUUGUGAUCGAUCUGUUGUCUUGUUUACCUUAUGACAUCAUCAAUGCCUUUGAAAAUGUGGAUGAGGGAAUCAGCAGUCUCUUCAGUUCUUUAAAAGUGGUGCGUCUCUUGCGACUGGGCCGUGUUGCUAGGAAAUUGGACCAUUACCUAGAGUAUGGAGCCGCAGUCCUCGUGCUCCUGGUAUGUGUGUUUGGACUAGUUGCCCACUGGCUGGCCUGCAUAUGGUACAGCAUUGGGGACUAUGAGGUCAUCGAUGAAGUGACGAACACGAUCCAAAUAGACAGUUGGCUCUACCAGCUGGCCUUGAGCAUUGGGACUCCGUAUCGAUAUAAUACCAGUGCAGGGAUAUGGGAAGGAGGACCCAGCAAGGAUUCUCUGUAUGUGUCCUCUCUCUACUUUACCAUGACAAGCCUUACAACCAUAGGAUUUGGAAACAUAGCUCCUACCACCGAUGUGGAGAAGAUGUUUUCAGUGGCCAUGAUGAUGGUUGGCUCUCUUCUUUAUGCAACCAUUUUUGGAAACGUUACCACAAUUUUCCAGCAAAUGUAUGCCAACACCAACCGAUACCAUGAGAUGCUGAAUAAUGUACGGGACUUUCUGAAACUGUAUCAGGUCCCCAAAGGCCUUAGUGAACGAGUCAUGGAUUAUAUCGUCUCAACAUGGUCCAUGUCAAAAGGCAUUGACACAGAGAAGGUUCUCUCCAUCUGUCCCAAGGACAUGAGAGCUGAUAUCUGUGUUCAUCUAAAUCGGAAGGUUUUCAAUGAACACCCUGCUUUUCGAUUGGCCAGUGAUGGGUGUCUGCGUGCCUUGGCGGUAGAGUUCCAAACGAUUCACUGUGCUCCUGGGGACCUCAUUUACCAUGCUGGAGAAAGUGUGGAUGCCCUCUGCUUUGUGGUGUCAGGAUCCUUGGAAGUCAUCCAGGAUGAUGAGGUGGUGGCUAUUUUAGGGAAAGGUGACGUAUUUGGAGACAUCUUCUGGAAGGAAACCACCCUCGCUCACGCAUGUGCCAAUGUCCGAGCACUGACAUACUGUGACCUCCACAUCAUCAAGCGAGAAGCCUUGCUCAAAGUCCUGGACUUUUAUACAGCUUUUGCAAACUCAUUCUCAAGGAAUCUCACUCUUACUUGUAAUCUAAGGAAACGGAUCAUUUUCCGAAAAAUCAGUGACGUGAAGAAAGAGGAAGAGGAGCGCCUCCGGCAGAAGAAUGAGGUCACCCUCAGCAUUCCCGUGGACCACCCCGUCCGAAAGCUCUUCCAGAAGUUCAAGCAACAGAAGGAGCUGCGGAAUCAGGGGUCAACACAGAGCGACCCCGAGCGCAACCAGCUCCAGGUAGAAAGCCGCUCCUUACAGAACGGAGCUUCCAUCACGGGCACCAGUGUGGUCACCGUGUCACAGAUCACACCCAUCCAGACAUCGCUGGCCUACGUGAAAACCAGUGAGUCCCUCAAGCAAAACAACCGCGACGCCAUGGAACUCAAGCCCAACGGCGGUGCUGACCCCAAAUGUCUCAAAGUCAACAGCCCCAUAAGGAUGAAGAACGGAAAUGGGAAAGGAUGGCUGCGACUCAAGAAUAACAUGGGCGCCCAUGAGGAGAAAAAGGAAGACUGGAAUAACGUCACGAAAGCGGAGUCCAUGGGGCUAUUGUCAGAGGACCCCAAGGGCAGCGAUUCAGAGAACAGCGUUACCAAAAACCCAUUAAGGAAAACAGAUUCUUGUGACAGUGGGAUUACAAAAAGUGACCUUCGUUUGGAUAAGGCCGGGGAGGCCCGAAGUCCGCUGGAGCACAGCCCUAUUCAGGCUGAUGCCAAGCACCCCUUUUAUCCCAUCCCAGAGCAGGCCUUACAAACCACACUGCAGGAAGUCAAACAUGAACUCAAAGAGGACAUCCAGCUGCUAAGCUGCAGAAUGACUGCCCUGGAAAAGCAGGUGGCAGAAAUUUUAAAAAUACUCUCAGAAAAAAGCGCGCCCCAGACCUCUUCUCCCAAAUCCCAGAUGCCACUCCAAGUACCUUCCCAAAUACCAUGUCAGGAUAUUUUUAGUGUUUCAAGGCCUGAGUCACCUGAAUCUGACAAAGAUGAAAUCCACUUUUAAUAUAUAUACAUAUAUAUUUGUUAAUAUAUUAAAAACAGUAUAUACAUCUAUAUACAUACAUGUGUAUAUACAGUAUAUACAUAUAUAUAUUUUCACUUGCUUUCAAUAUGAUGAAACCAUAUGGAUUUUGAUAUGUAAAUACUGCAUGUCCAGCUGGAUUCUGGCCUGCCAAAGAAGAUGAUUAUUUAAAACAUAGAUAUUGCUUGUAUAUUAUGCAGUUGACUGCAUGCACACUUUACAUUUAUUUAUAAUCUCUAUUCUAAUACAAAAAAAGUAUGAUUUUUGCUAACCAAGGCAAUGUAAUAUUUGAAGAAUCAGGGUCCAACCUGCCAAUGUUGCCAUGACAAAUUUGAUCUCAGGCUGAGUAUAUCGAGCUGUCAUUUUCUCACUGUUCUGUUAAGUUAAAAUUCUGGAUUAAUGCCAAGGGAGAGUUCGCCCUUUUAGACCGUCGGUACCGUUUUAUAAUCUCUUUUCAUAGGAUAUUUUUCUGUAACUUAGUGUUAGGUUAUUUUCCCCAACAGGCAGUGUCUGCUCCAUCAAAAUGACUGUUUUGUUGCCUAAAUCAGAUAGCAGUGGGGGACGCUGAGAACGUAUUGCUAUGAGUUUUGUGCAUGAAUUGCAUUUCUGCUCAACUAUACCUCUCCUUUUUUAACACUAUACUUAGAUAGUAAUCAUUAACGCUUAUGUAAGGAAAUCCCUCCUCCCUCCGUCUUGGAGAACAGCUGCCAUCUUGUAAGCUGAUUUUACCAACCCCAUAAAUACGAAACUAUUAAUAUAGUGUAUAUUAUUAUAGAAAAACUGCACCACAGGGUAAAAGGGGCCUUUUAACAAUUCAUGUUAGCGAUGCUGGUUUUCCAAAUGUGAUGAGUGUUCUAAAUUUGUACUUCUAAAACUUGUUCAAAGGUGAAGUUGAAAGGCUCUUAGCAAAGAAACAAACAAAACACAUCUAAGUACUCAUAUCAAAAUUUUAACUAUAAUGACAUAAAAUAAAAAAAGAAUGUAAGCAGAUAGACAAUAUUUUGUAGCAUAUCUGUAACUUAAGAUGAAACAGGUACAGAAUUGUUCAUGUUUAUAGGGAUAACAUAUGAAACAUGGUGACAAAAAAACACUAACAAGUAGAUGUUAAGUUGCUCAGUUCAGAUAACUGCUUUUCUAUAAUUUUAUUCUGGUUACAAUUUUCUAAAGCUUUUUUGCACACAGUUCUACUGCAGGACUCCUGCUGAGUUGAUACAGUAGACUGCUGUGGCUCAGGCAGAUCCAUUUAUGAAAGGGGGUUACUAAAGACUGAAUUUCAGAGUCUUUUGAGUUAUAAAUCCUCUUCCUAGAAAGUGCCUAUUAUCAACUAAAAAAAAAAAAAGUCACAAACAGUUGUGUAUAGCCAGUCCCUUAAGUGGUAUGUAUUGAGAAUAAAAUAGAUGUUCAUUUGUAAGAACCCAGAAGAUUUUUUUCUUUUGACUAAAGUCUAUGUUAUGAAGUUGAUCAAAGAGGCAUACUUUUAAAUUGGUGCAUGCAUGACAUCUAAUUGUGGGAACAGGGAAGUUAUUGUUUGCAUCACGUUGAAAAUAUAUUCCAGGAAUCUGUACAUUAUUGGACCAUCUGUACAUAUACAUUCACAAUAUACACCAGAUGACAGCAAAAUCAAAGGAGAUAUUUUGACCUAUUGUUGCCAUUUUUAUGAGCUUUUCUAAUGAUCUCUCAGCAUCCCCAAACAAAACCACCAGAACUGAAAGACAGGUUAUCACAAUCAGACCGGAGAAGUGCAGAACCAAGUAACUUGUAAAAACAAGGGAUAUUUUAGAAUAUCUAUUAGAGCUUCUUCACAUGCCCACAAGAUGUGCCUCUUUAAUCCAGGAGUCUCAGAACAGAUGUGAUGUGCCAGGGGCUCCAUUUCCCCUUCUCUGUGCCCACGACUUCCAUUACUCAUCAUGGAAGUUUGCAGGGGAGCAGGUCUCCAGGCAAUGCUAAGACAUCUACCUGCCACAGGCACAAGAAAAUGAGGUAAUCACAGUAAAAGGAAUCAGCCUUGAAAUUGAGACUUAGUUGCUUUCAUGGCGAGGAGGGUCCUUUUUCUUGACCUCUGACAUUUAUUGAAUUGCAGGGUAAUGUUCUAUUUAACCAUGUACGACACAAGCCUGGUUAACCUUUUAGAGGUGAAUGAAUAGUAAGCAUAACCUAAGUACAGAAAUGGUCAAGCUUUAGCCACGUGCUUCAAAAAUCACCACUGGUGUAAAACUAUAUCAGAAUGACUAAAACAGCAGGGUAGUUUGAAGCUGCAAUCCAUGCCUUUGCCUAUUAGUGGUGCAAAUAUUUGCUGUGUUCUGCCAUUGACUCAGUCGACGAACAAUAUUAUUGUUUGUAUCCGUGGGAAAGAAACGUGCUUUUGACCUAUUCGAGGUUGUCACAAAGGGUUAAAAUGUGUCAGUUGCUUGUUUAUGGUGCAGUUAUCACGCACUCUUCUCCAGUCCCCUCUGUCCCUAUGUGCAUGACAUGAUGAGGUGCUGAAUGCACUCUGCUGUUUCCAGCAGAAAUGCAUGUGUUCAGCAAACACUGUAUAUAGAGUAGUCUUUUCGGUUCCCAGAUUCUGCAAUUCUUACCAGGUGAACUUACUCAGACUUGAAUGAAGGGUGAACACGUGCUUUAAUAAGUGCAAUCGUGACAUAGUCAUGUUCUGUGUUGCCUCAGCCAGCACAUAGACAGGAGAUUCUCUUUUGGGGGACCAGAUGACUGCAUGUUUUAUUCUUACACUGUAUAGAUGCUUUCAGUGCAUCCAGAAUAAAAUUUUUAUUAUUAUAUUUCUGAACAAUGUAUUAAUAGGAGUAAAUAGAUACGUAUUGAAAAUCCAAACAUUUUUCAAAGCAACUUACAUACCUUCAGUAUUUUUCUAUGAUAAUAUAUAAGAUCAGAUGCUGUACCCUGGACAGGUGGUUGUAAUGUAAUAGCGAAAGCCAAACAAAAAUAGAAAUGUGAGCUGUGCAUCAUAAGGACAAGUUUUGUCAGUCUGUAUUGGGAUAUUAUUGCACUAUGGUCUAGUAGAUACAAGAGCUUAUGAUAAAAAGAAAAUAGGCACACGAAAGGCAGAUGACAAUACCAAAGCUACUAGUGUCCCACAAUGACGUAAAUAGUACUUCGAAUGGUUUGGGCAUAGAUGUCGAAGAGAGACAUAUACUUCAUUGUUAAAAUGGAAGAUUUUUAUCAUGACACCAGUUUCAUCUCACAUGAAGUACAGGUACCUGUACUUACAUUGUACAGAUAUGUACAAUUGUCCUAUGUGCUCAGUGAAAAAAACUGUAUGUAGACCAGAGCAAGAGAGUUUGAAAAUUUGGGAUUUUAAGCCGCUUUUAAGAACAAAUAUAUACUCCUGGAGUUCCUAGAGCUCUAACAAGAAUAUUAAUUAUGACCACUAACAAAAACGCCAUUUUGCAAAUUCAUCCUAUUGGAGCCCAAAUGCAAAUCACAACUUUCUAUGAAUUUAAGGAGAUUUUGUUCUCCUGAGAUCUGGCCCAUUUACUGUUCCAUUUUAAAUUACUAAAUUCUUUUAGAAAACUUAAAAAAAAAUAGUCUUCAGAGCAGUGACUGUUUUUAAAAGUGUGCAGUGGUUGGUACUGGUGAAAUUAUGUGUCAUAUUCCUAAUGAAUUCUACUAUCUUGUAUAAUUUUUAUCUUUUAAGCUAUUUUAUCUGUCUCUUUUCCAAAAUUUUAUGUAGGUAAUGAGACAAUUUAUCUAGAAUGUACAUAACAUACAUGGAUAACUUUAUGGAUAUUUUAUAAUUAUGUGAAUGUUGUGUUUUCAUAUUUUGUUACAUAUAAGAAUAUUUCUCUUGCGGUCUUGAUGGCAAGGGAGAGAAGAAAGAACAAUCUUUUGGAAAACAUCCUAGGAUUAGUAUCUGAGCUCCAUCUUGGAUUCUGAAUCUAGCUUUGCCACAAUUGUAGUGUAACUUCAGGCCAAUUAACUGUUCUCUGGUGUAUCUGGGCUUCAAUUUCCCCACCAAUAAAUAAUAAAAUGAAGAUAAGAACUGCUCCGUUCUUAUAUCAAGAUGAUGUUAGGUCGGUGGCAAAUCAUCUUCCUCUCAAACGAAAAUCACAUUAAGAUAAAUUAUUAAUUGCUUCUUUCUUUCAUAGAAGAUCAGCUGAGGUGGACUCUCUAAAUCUUUUUCUAGGGUUUAGAAGAGGUGUCUCUUGUCAGAAGUCGGUGGGGAAAUACACUGAUGGCUAAAUAAUUAUCAGUCAUUGGCAUGUGAGCAAAAGACUUGAGAAUUAUCUGGGAAUUUAGAACUAUUAAAUAAACAUGGAAGGAGUGAAUGUCUUGUGAGAAGAGAGAAAGAGAAAGAAGAGAAAAAUACAUGUAAAUAUUAUGAUUUUGUUUAUUCUAUUUAAUCAUAGUGCUCAGCAGAAAUUCUCAUUCUUGUGAGAAAAAGUAAAAAAAAAAAUUGUUGAGUAUUCAAGAUACAGAGCAGUUCAUCUUUCGGUUUUGUAUAAAAACAAUCAUGACUUACUUAAGACACAUGGCUCCACGUGGGCAGAUAUUCUUACAAUGAAAUUCUUAAUUGUAAAAGAAUCCUUUCCAAUGACCAAUUGAUUUUUCAAUGUGUAUCUUGAACUGGAAAAAAAAAGGUCAAAAAAAAAAAAAAGGAAAAUCAUUUGAAUUACACUUAAAAAUACUCAUGUUAUUGUGACCUAAAUUAGUGUUCUAACUUAAAAAGUUAUAAUACAUGAUUAGUAAUAUUGGUAACUCUAGGAAUCCAUUUAUAACAUGUAAACAUUUUAUUUUUGAGAAUGAGAUUCAUUUUGUUAACAUUUGUUCAUUCUACAAAGAUAGUCUUGUAUCCUAAAGAAUACACUCAAGCCUGAAGUCACUCCAUUGGUGGUGACCCUUUGGGUAAAGAAAAUACCAAGAGCACAUAGUAACAAAGGGGAAACAUCUUACACACCGAGACAUUUAGAUCUCUUACAGGGUUUUUUAAUUUUUCUGUUACACCAGAAUUUAAAAACUGUUAUAACAAAAUGGGAAUUAGGCAUUUUUUUGAAAGCAGACACAAUUUCUCAAGUUAAAGAAAGGUUCAUUAUAAAUGCCCAAUAUAUUUAAGAAAUAUUAAAAGAGAUUUAUGUGGAACAUUCAUUAUUAACCAUGACUUUUUACUAUCCAUUCUAAUGUUUUUUAUUUAUUUGCUAAAUAGUUGAUAACACUUAUAUUUGUAUCCACUCUGUGAUAGGCCCAUGGCAUUCCAAAUCACAGUUGCAUUACAUAUGUAUUCUACACAUAUGUAAAUAAAUAUUUUCAACACA